Messenger RNA from Myotis davidii, 2500 nucleotides. Its product is annotated as cytochrome P450 1A2. Gene Ontology annotation, molecular function: steroid 17-alpha-monooxygenase activity; heme binding; iron ion binding. The record is from RefSeq and is a predicted model, not a curated record. Lineage: Eukaryota; Metazoa; Chordata; Mammalia; Chiroptera; Vespertilionidae. Gene Ontology annotation, biological process: progesterone metabolic process; hormone biosynthetic process.
CAAUAUAGGUGUUUAUAAAAGGCACCAACACCUGGAGCCAGAAACUCUGUACCAGUCCCCACAACCCCACGGAUCUCAAGCACCUGCCUCUACAGUUGGUACAGAUGGCAUUGUCCUGGUUCAAUUCCCUUUGGGCCAUGGAACUUCUCCUGGCUUCCACCACCUUCUGCCUAGUAUUCUGGGUGUUCAGGGCCUGGAGGCCUCGGGUCCCCAAAGGCUUGAAGAGUCCUCCAGGGCCCUAGGGCUGGCCCCUGCUUGGACACAUGCUGACCUUGGGGAAGAACCCACACCUGGCGCUGUCACGACUGAGCCAGCAUUAUGGGGACGUGCUAGAGAUCUGCAUUGGCUGCACACCUGUGCUGGUGCUCAGCAGCCUGGACACCAUCCGGCAGGCUCUGGUGAGGCAGGGUGACGAUUUCAAGGGCCGGCCUGACCUCUACAGCUUCACCCUGAUCACUGAUGGCCAGAGCAUGGCCUUCAACCCGGACUCUGGACCGGUGUGGGCUGCCCGCUGGCGCCUGGCCCAGAAUGCCCUCAACAGCUUCUCCAUUGCCUCAGACCCAGCUUCCUCAUUUUCCUGCUACCUGGAGGAACAUGUGAGCAAGGAGGCUGAGGCCCUCAUCAGCAAGUUCCAGAAGCUGAUGGCAGGGGCUGGCCUCUUUGAUCCCUAUAAUCGGGUGGUGGUGUCAGUGGCCAAAGUCAUUGGUGUCAUGUGUUUCGGGCAGCACUUCCCCCAGAGCAAUGAGGAGAUGCUCAGCCUUGUGAAGAACAGCCAUGAGUUUGUGGAGUCUGCCUCCACUGGGAACCCAGUGGACUUCUUCCCUAUCCUGAAAUACCUGCCCAACCCCACCCUGCAGAGGUUCAAGGUUAACCAGAGGAUCGUGCAGUUCCUGCAGAUAAUGAUCCAGAAGCACUAUCAGAACUUCGACAAGGACAGUGUUCAGGAUAUCACAGGUGCCCUGUUCAAGCACUGCAACAAGGACUCCAGACCCAGUGGUGGCUUCAUCCCUGAGGAGAAGAUUGUCAGUUUAUCAACGACAUUUUGGGGCUCAGGAUUUGACUUGGUCACAACAGCCAUCUCCUGGUGCCUUAUAUACCUUGUGACAAAUCCUGAGAUACAGCUGAAGAUCCAGGAGGAACUGGACACAGUGGUUGGCAGGGCACAGUGUCCCCGGCUCUCUGACAGACCCCAGCUGCCUUAUACGGAGGCCUUCAUCCUGGAGACGUUCCGACACUCCUCCUUCAUCCCCUUCACCAUCCUCCACAGCACAACAAGGGACACAACACUGAAUGGCUUCUACAUCCCCAAGGAACGUUAUGUCUUCAUAAACCAAUGGCAUGUCAAUCAUGAUCAGAAGCUGUAGGGGGACCCAUCUGAGUUCCGGCCAGAGAGAUUCCUCACUGCUGAUGGCACUACCAUCAACAAGACCUUGAGUGAGAAGGCGAUGCUCUUUGGCAUGGGCAAGCGCCAGUGCAUAGGGGAGGUCCUGGCCAAGUGGGAGGUCUUCCUUUUUCUGGCCAUUUUGCUGCAGCGGCUGGAGUUCAGUGUGUUACCGGGAGUGAAAGUGGACCUAACCCCCCUCUACGGGCUGACCAUGAAGCAUGCCCACUGUGAGCAUGUCCAGGCAAAGCUACGCUUCUCCAUCAAGUGAAGAAGACACCAGCACGCUGAGGCAGAAGGAAGGAUGGCAGUCACCCAUAGGCCUCUGCCCUUUUUCCUUUCCUUCUCUUUUUUAAUAACAGCUUAAUUGACAUAUAAUCCAUGCAGGAGAAGAGAAUUUCCCCCUUCUUCUCUUCUAGGUUCCUUGGCUGGUCUAAAAAUUAAAUUGACAUAAGAUGAAUUAAGAGGAGAAAACAAAUUUAAUUUUUUACAUACAGUAGCCCAUAGAAAUAUAAGACUCAAAGAAGUCACCAGUGCAAGCAGCUUUUAUACCUGUAAAGCAAAUGAAGAGUUAUUUGUACAGAUUUGACAAAAUAAAGGAGUUUGAGUUUGGGGUAGCAAAUUAAUAAAGAAGUAACAAAGUUUGUUUAUAAAGCCUUCUUGGCCUUGAAUUCCCUAUCUCUGGUAAUAAGGAUGGCUCCUACCCUCCUGAUAUAGGGAGGGUAUCUUCACAUACUUCUAUACAUUUCCUGCUUUCAGGGGGACAAAGGAGGGGCAGAGAGGCCUUUUUAUUAGCUGUUUCUUAAAUAUCUUUAACUCAAAAUAAUCAAUGUGCCAAAGUGGGAUGUUAUAGGGUGGCUUAUUUUGCUCCCCAUCAUUCACAUGCCAUAGAAUUCACUCCCUAAAAUGUACAAUCCGUGGCGCUCAGUAUAUUUGCAGAGCUGUGCUACCAGCCACCAUCAGUUUUAGAACCUUCUCAUCACCGGGGGAGGGGGGGACCAUACCCAUUAACAGUCACUCCCUAUUCCCCCCUAACCCACCUUCCCUGCCCUAUCAACCCCAGGAAAUUACUACUUUUCUUUCUGUCUCUAUAGAUUUGGCUACUCUGGACAUUUCAUA